UGGAUUUGUGCAAGCCUUAUGUGCUUUGCUAUUUCUUCAUUAUUUUCAAAAAACAAAGUUUUGGAUGAAAAUUAAAGUUUUAAAUGAAACAUAAAAAUUUGGAAAAUGUUUCAUCUGUAGAAGACUGCGAUUCUAAUGUUUCAGCUUAUGAAAUUAAUGAAUGUGAGUGGCUAAAGUAUUGGGAAGAAAAUGGUAACGAUAUCGUUAAUAUGUCAUGGAUAAUACUAAAAAAGGACUAUAUUCAAUUAUUUAGUAGAAAAUUUGGGAAACUAAACUCAAACAACUUAAAAAAACAUUAUGAAUUUUCAAAGAAAGUAGAGAAAAUAUCUAUGAAAUGGAUUAAAUUGUGGGAGAAACAUUAUAAAGAGCAAUACGUAAAAACAUUUUAUGAUUGGUUAGAAAGCAAAACUCAAAGGAGAAAUUCUGAAACAGAUUGCAAUACUUUUGACUACGUUGAACUAGACCAAAGUAUUGAACUGUCAAAUUUAGGGCUUCCUCUCUCAUUUGGUGGAAGCAAAAUAAAAAUUGAGAAAAAAAAACAAAGUCUGCGAAGGAUCGUGAGUGCAAGCAAUAGUUUAACCGAACAUAAUAUUAAAAUUUUUCGUUUUGAAGAUAAUACAAGUCAGGAAAUGAACGAAUUUAACCCGUCGAAAAAAAAGAAGAAAAAAAACCGUCUAAAGAGUUUGCCUGCAAGUAUAGCAAAGGAUAAAAGUCUUCUAAAAUAUUGGAAGAAAAGAUUUACUUUAUUUUCAAAAUUUGAGCAAGGAAUCCAAUUAGAUGAAGAAAGUUGGUUUUCAGUUACACCAGAAAAAAUUGCAAUUCAUAUUGCAAAUAAAGUUGGCAAUCUCGGAAUAAUUGUUGACGGUUUUUGUGGAUGUGGAGGAAAUAGCAUACAGUUUGCAAAAAAAUGUCAAAGGGUUAUAGCUAUAGAUAUAGACCCCAAGAAAAUUUUAAUGGCAAGAAAUAAUGCGAAGAUAUAUAAUGUAGAACACAAAAUUGAUUUUGUAGUUGGCGAUUUCUUUCAAUUAAGCAAAAACAUAAAAGCAGAUGGAGUUUUCUUAAGCCCACCUUGGGGUGGCCCAAAUUAUGCUAAAAGAAAGGUGUUUGACAUAGAAAAUGACCUUCAACCCUUUGGAGCAAGUCAUUUGCUUAAUUGUGCAAGAACCAUUUCUAAAAACAUAGCAUUGUAUAUACCAAAAAAUUCAAAUAUAAAACAAAUUGUAAAGUUAGCAGGAGAAAAUAGCCAAGUCGAAAUCGAUCAUAAUUAUUUUGGAGACAAAAUAGUUGCUUUAACUGCAUUUUUUGGAGAGAUAAUUUCUAUUGGAGAAACUAAUAAAAAUGAGUAUUAAACUUCCUACUGAAUAAUUUUAUUUAAAGAUAAAUUUUGUAUUAAUUUUUUAAUUAUAAUUUUUUAACAAAACAAA
This is a messenger RNA of Condylostylus longicornis, 1424 nucleotides long. RefSeq names its product trimethylguanosine synthase (gene Tgs1). Lineage: Eukaryota; Metazoa; Arthropoda; Insecta; Diptera; Dolichopodidae. Gene Ontology annotation, molecular function: RNA cap trimethylguanosine synthase activity. The record is from RefSeq and is a predicted model, not a curated record. The coding region runs from base 84 to 1349 and encodes 421 amino acids. The transcript has a single exon. Gene Ontology annotation, biological process: 7-methylguanosine RNA capping; 7-methylguanosine cap hypermethylation. Gene Ontology annotation, cellular component: nucleus.